Cuscuta campestris is the source of this 1794-nucleotide messenger RNA. Lineage: Eukaryota; Viridiplantae; Streptophyta; Magnoliopsida; Solanales; Convolvulaceae. The record is from the annotation of a GenBank genome assembly.
AAAACAUGGGAUGCAGGAUACACACACACACACAUAUAAUUGAAGUUGUUUCCUCACUAAUGAUUGAAUUGGUUGGCUACCUUUAUAGGAAGAGGAAGUUGUAGGGUGUAAAGGUAUAGAAUAGAAGAAGGAGAAGAAGAAGAAUGGGAGGGGAGUGGAAAGGUUUAGUGCAGCUGCUGGUGCCAAUAAUUAUUCAUUUGAUAGCAGAGGAGAUGACCAGAUCUGUUCUGGUUGAUGUCACCACCAAAGCCCUCUGCAAUCCCUAUUCCUCUUGCUCUCAGGCUAUUUACAUCACUGGACUCCAACAAACUGUUGUUGGGAUAUUUAGAAUGGUGGUUGUUCCUCUACUUGGCCAACUUUCAGAUGAUUAUGGUAGAAAACCGUUCCUACUCAUCGCUGUAUCGACGACGAUCUUACCUUACAUUUUGCUUGUCAUUAAUCAGUCGGCGGGUUUUGUGUACGCGUACUAUGCUCUUCGGACGCUUUCUAACAUAUUCAGCAGCCAUGGCAACCUUUUCUGCCUUUCCUUUGCCUAUGCGGCGGAUGUUAUUGAUGAGAGCAACAGAUUUGCAGUUUUCAGUUGGAUGACUGGUCUCUUUUCGGCUUCCCAUGUCCUCGGAGAUGCCUUGGCGCGUGUUCUUCCCGAGGGCAUCAUCUUCCAGGUUUCAUUGGGUCUCUUGAUAUUCGUCCCCGUGUAUAUGGCAUUGUUUCUAGUGGAGACACUCAAGCAAACAAGCGGAGCGAAUCAAAGUUUUCCUCAAAUGAAUAAGGCUAAAAGGAUUCUAUGGGAGCGAUACGACUCUAUGCGAUCUGCUGCACGUAUUGUCCUUAGCAGUCCAACACUGAAGUGUGUCAUUCUAAUUUCUUUCUUCUUCAAGUUGGGAGUUUCCGGCAUUGACGCGGUCUUAUUGUAUUAUUUGAAGGCUGCGUUUGGAUUUGACAAAAACCAGUUGUCAGAAGUUUUGAUGGUGGUGGGAAUAGGUUCAAUUAUAUCUCAGAUGGUGGUGCUUCCGGUUAUCAAUCCGUUCGUUGGGGAAAAGCUGAUCUUUUUCGUAUCCUUGUUGUCAUCACUAGCAUAUGCAUUGCUUUAUGGAUUUGCUUGGGCACCUUGGGUUGCCUAUUUGAGUGCAUCGUUUGGAGUCGUCUUCGUCUUAAUUACACCUGCUACUUAUGCUGUGAUAUCUCGAGCAACGAGCCCAAGCGAUCAGGGAAAAGUGCUAGGAUUUGCUGCUGGGGUGAGAGCAAUGGCGUAUUUCUUGUCGCCAUUGGCAAUGACCCCAUUGACAACUUUGUUCUUGUCUGAGAAUGCGCCAUUCAACUGCAAGGGGUUCAGCAUUUUAUGUGCCUCUUUGUGCUUUGCCAUCUCCUUGUGCUGCGUGUGCACGCUGCCAACACAAACACUGCCAAACAAGGCCUCCGAGAACGACACCAUUGAAGCGCCGCUUCUUUAUUGAACAAACACGAAGGCUAAAACUCGGCAGCUAUAGAAAUGGCAGAAUUUGGAUGGAGAGCCAUGGAGGAAUGGAAUGGACUUUGUGUUUUCUUCAUAUAAAUUGCAGAAUUUGGAUGGAAAAAGUUACUGCCCAUUUAUCAGUCUCACAAAGUGAUGAAAUGUUUUUUUCCUUCACAUAAAUUGCAUAGUUUUGAAUCAUAGAGUCACUGCAAUUCAUUCAAUUGUCCAAAUGCCAAUUUCUCUGUAGCAUUAUUAUCAUGUUAAUAUUACAGAUUACAAUACUUCUCUGUACACUGGUCUUUGCUAAUGCUCUAUACUGAAAAUAAACUUAAUAGUUUGAC